Messenger RNA from Chaetomium globosum CBS 148.51, 3234 nucleotides. RefSeq lists its product as uncharacterized. Gene Ontology annotation, biological process: nucleolar large rRNA transcription by RNA polymerase I. The transcript has 3 exons. The record is from RefSeq and is a predicted model, not a curated record. Gene Ontology annotation, cellular component: RNA polymerase I core factor complex. The coding region runs from base 1 to 3234 and encodes 1077 amino acids. Gene Ontology annotation, molecular function: RNA polymerase I transcription regulatory region sequence-specific DNA binding; RNA polymerase I general transcription initiation factor binding. Lineage: Eukaryota; Fungi; Ascomycota; Sordariomycetes; Sordariales; Chaetomiaceae.
AUGGAUGAAAGGAAAACCGCCGUCCAGCCUGCCCGGGCCAAAACUCGCCGGGUCCCAGCGGACGGCAUCGUUGGACGCUUGACAUACACGCCGGCCCAAGGUGAUGAGUGCAUCGGCCAGAUAGGGAGAAACCGAGCAAAGGAUGAGACCCCUCGCUUCAAGCAGAUAACGCCCUUCACGCAAUGGUGUGCUCCGGCGAAGGCUCCAACCUCCCAGCUCAGUGAUUUGCGCCCUACCCAAGCUGCGAGAUCCCAAAACUACUGGCUGUCGGAACACCUCCCAGAUGCUUCCAUUGUUGACGAGGGCAUCGAGUCUCUUCUUCUAGAAGAGAUCGCGGCUUCUCAGGUGAAAACAGAGCCUGCACUCGGCGAGACAACACCACUAUUCUCGGUCGGAGAAAUAACCGACUUAAGGCAGGGCGACUCAGCAAAGGCUCAUCCGGUGUUAGCCGUUGCUUCCGGCAUUUCUGGAAAUACCCUGCGCCUGAUCAGCCUCGCCCGCGAGGAAUGGAUCUGGUCCACAGCAGACAUCAAAGUGCGCCUUCAUGCCGCAGACACUAAACUCGAGGGCGAGUGGUACCAGGAUGGGGAACCAAUCUCCUUGGUUAAGUUCGCCGUUGACCCAAGAAAAUACGACCCUAUCAGAUGGCUGCUUGUCUCCAAUGGUACAUCGACUGCUGUGUAUGAACCCGAGCUCCGGACGAUACCCAUGCCGGUUGCCAGGGCCUCAAUGGAGUUUUCGGGCCAACCCGUUGGUAGCCAGAUUUUUGGCAACCCCCUCCUCACCAUAUCCUGUGAGCGCACCGGCGGGAGUUUGCAGGCGGAUGUCUGCUUCGUUCGGCACCCUGAAGCGGACAUACCUCAGUUAGCCACCAUUGACCAGGCUGGAUACUGGAGCGUGUGGGAGAUCAUAGGUCGCCGAAAUGUACGGCCGAAGAUUCUGACACCGGUCAUGAGAAUGUGCGGGAACAUUAUAUCGGGAUACAUUCCGAAGCUGCCUUCGAGCUCCGUGACGGAGUCGCAGCCGCACAAACUCUUGUGGUUAUCCUUUGGUCAAAGAUAUCGAAGGCCGCCCAGACGAUCGGUCAGCCGCGCAAGUAGCCCGCCCGAACAGUCCCGCAUGUCCGUUGAGCCCGAAUCACAGCCUCCACGAAGACUCCUCUUGCUGUGCAACCCCAGAACCCUACAUUUGUUCGACUUGCAUACUCGAGAAUCACACCCAGUCUCACACCUAGUGUUGCAAAAGGACAGCCACCGCAUCCUCGACGUAGCGCCCUCACGACUGGACCCUGCACAAGCAUUCAUUCUCACCAGCACCGACCUCCUAUGGGUGACGGUAAAAGAGGGCAAAAACGACACCUUAACCCUCGAGAUCCUCAUAUCCUGCCCGCACCAAAAGGACGCCAGCGACCCAACACUCCGCCUGGACGUCUCGCCCGGCGCCUACAUCAAUGAUCUUAGGGCCUGCUUCGCGUGUGUCCGCUCCACUAGGAACACCGAAAUGACCGUCUUCUGGUUUAUCAACCCAAAGCCGGGCACGCCCGUCCGAUACCACCGCGACCUCCUCUCUCUCCAGAGCCCGCCAAGUUUUGUCGGCUUGAACAUCCUCCCCGCUGGCCGCCGGGUGGGCAGCGACGAGCCAACGACGGAAGCGGGCCGCGCGAUGCGGCGGGCGCGGCUGCGCUUCUUUCAACUGCUCACCCUCGGCCAGAAUCUGGACGUGCACAGCGCGCUGUGUGCUUGGUCCGAUAAUGCUGGACUGUCUAUCUUGCCGCCCGAUACGAGGGAGAGGCUUGGGGAGGGCGGCAACAGGCGGCUGAGGCUGUUGCAGGAUUUGACGGAAGCGUUUGCGGUGCCGGAUGAGUUUGACGAGCGUGCUGUGUUUGGAAAGAAGGGGGCUGAGGGUUUGGCGUUGGAAAAGUUGAGGGCUGGGAUUCAGCUGCGUGUCGAUUUUAGGCUCGUCGCUCAGCGGCUGUCUGCCGGAGACCCGGCCGAUAUGGAUCGCUAUGGGACAUCGUCUCAAAUGGGUGGCGUGGGCUUUGGUUUUAUCGAGGACGCGAUGGCGCGGGCAAAGGAAGACGAUUACGUGCCGCGGCAUUCAUUGUUGGAUUUGGCGGUAUCCCGGGGGGCAGGUGCCGAUCUUCUUCAACUGGCUCGAGAAUGGGAUGCACAGCAGGACGCAUUGCAUCGGCGCGCCGGCGAGUGGACCUUUGUACCAGAAGCACGUCGUCCGCUCAUUGAUUUCGGGCCCGACGACCUUGUCGAAAGAUUGCGAGACUUGUUCCUCGAACCCAAUGGAGAAGACCCCUCCCACCAAAGCCGGGUGGAAGUUCUACAGAACAUGGCAGCCGAGAUGUUCCUCAGCAACAUCGGCGUCUCGGCGUUACCUGAGUCUUGGACGACCGCCGACAGCCAACUGUCGAGCUCCCUGCCCUUCCCUAGCUCACCCUCCUUAAUGCCCUCCCAGCCGUCAUUACCAAGCUUCGUCAAGAGCAAAGGGAAAGGGAAAGAGAAAAUCAAAGCCGAAAUGCUGCAACAAGAAGACGACGCCGUAGUUCUCCGUCUGCGCAAGUACGCCACGCUGGACACCUCUCCAACCAUACACGGCGAGCCCAUCCUCGCCCUCUCCCGCUGGGACCUGGGCGCCGACCCGAGUGACAUCACUUGGAAACCCGGACAAGACCUCGAAGCCGAGGAGGCCAUCAACCGGCGCCGGCGCAAGAUCGAGUCCCGGCGGCGGAAAGCGGAGCGGCUGUCCCAGCGCAUCUUUGGCGAUGAUUCCAUGCUGAUGGAUUCGUCCUCACAGUCCUUUGGUGGUCCCUCGACGCAGCCGUUGCCGAUGAUUUUGUCGACGGGGGCGAGCGGUAGUAGUGUGCGCCAGAGUCAGAGCCAGAGUCAAAGCCAGAGCCAGAGCCAGGAUCAGCAAACGCCACGACGGGCGUGGGAUUUCUCGUCGCAGCAGCAGCAAACGGGGGCGUUUGGCUCGCCGAGAGUGUUUGUUGGCUCGCCCCUUAGAAGGGAAUAUCGGCGGGACUCGGGGAUGACGAGAGGGGGAAUAUUCUCGUCGCAGCUGCCACCGCCGGAGCAGGGCCCGUCACAGGGUACGCCGUCACAGUCCAGGUCGCAGGCGCUACCGGGCUUGUUUGGCGCGCGGCCGUCGUUCUCGCCGUUUAAGAAGAGUCCGUUGAAGAAGAUGAAGAGGAAGAGUGAGCUGCGGUUGAGUGGGUUUAGGUAG